AUUUUAUAUGUAUGUGGCUAUAUUCGUACAUAUGCUUGUCGGUUGUAUACCAAAAAUAAUGUCUUGUGAACUUCGGAAUCUCUUCAUGUGUUUUCAGAAAAUAAUUUUCCUUCUUUUCAUAUGUACAUGCUCUCUCGCCAGGCAUUUGAUGUUAUUUUGAGUGCUCUUAUGUUUAACACUGUUAAAAGUUGUAAUAUAAAAUCACUGAACCAUUAAAAAUGUUAUAAUAAUUACACUUUAUAAUUUUUCGGGACCUAAAAAAUUACAUAUAAUAUACACGUACAUAUCAAUUUUGUUGUAUAUCGCAAUCGCACAUAAAAAACAUGCAUUUAUAAAUAAACGAGUGUGCUUACAUAGCUUCUUUACUGGUGUCGGAAUAAAAUCAUUUUUAAAUCUCCGUUCAAAAAUUUGAAAAUAUUUUUAGUGUUUAGUCAUCUAAAAAUUAGUGAAAUUAAUUUAUUGUUCUCUUAUGUGUUAAGCAUAUAUGAUUAUAUAAAAUUGUUCAAACACAAUAGAUUAUACUACUUCACGCCUUUACAAAGAAUAUACUGCAGAAAGGAAGUAUUUAUUGUCACUAAAUUAUAUAAUUCACAACGGACUUUAUGUGUCAACAUAAUAUGGACUUUCCAAAAAAAAACGAAGAACCCGCCAAGUACAUGACGACCUUGAGAAAACCUGUGGCUGCCAUAAAAAAGAGGUCAGGACCGUUGAAUAAGGCCCUUGAAGAGGUGAAUGAUAAUUUAUUUGGAUCGCCACCUUCAGAUGUUCUUAGCAUACGUCAGCAAAAUAAUUUUGCAAGCAAGCACUCAGGAGGAGUUGCAUCUGGCAAUAGGCUACGCCGUCGUAGCACAAAAGACAGAGAAAAAAAACGAGAGCGCUGGCUUUUAACACGAAAAACUUGGAGAUAUAUGACAGAUGCCGGUCGUAAGCUUAUCCCCGAUAGCUACCCGGCAGGGUCAGAUAACUUUGACUUACUUGAAGAACAUUUUCAACGAGUGUGCUUAUCUGAACCAAGUUUUAUUUUAUGGAAUCGACGAACCUCUUACCCGGGAGCAAUCAACAGCUCUAGGCGAAGAUUAAAGCAAUUGUCUAGGCACGCAUGUUCCAGCCAUAAGGAAAAUAGCAUUGAGACAAAAAAUAGUUAUUAUAACGCAGAUCGAACUAUCGAACUAUUGCAGACGUUUUUAAAACUUCGCGAUGCAUACAAAACAACAACGCUACUUGGUACAAAAACAGUUAGACCUGACCAAACAUCAUCGCCUAGUGCACAGAGACCUAUUUUUGGCAAAAAGAGUGAAAAAGAUCAGACAAUGUCCUCGGACAUGACUCUUCAAAAAGAGCUCAUUUGCCGUCUGAAACUUCUGUCUAGUUGCAUUAAUUUUGCACAAGUGGGAAUUAAGUUGGAAAUUAGCGAUUUAUCCGAGACUAUACUUGAGGACAAAGUUCUAUUGAAAAAAAUCUACAGCGCCCUCAAGAAACAACAACUUCAUCGGACCCUACAUUCCAAAGAACCGAAUAAAAAAAGUGUUAACAGGUCUUCUUCAUUGUCUAGCCUAAAAAUUGGUGAACAUGAAAGUAUGUCUAGUAAAACAUCUGAGGACCAAAAGCUAAAAAAUCAAAAUUUCCAAUGUGUAAAAAUAUGUGAUACUAGCUCGAAAAAUUCAAUUAAUUUAGAUCUCAACUGUGUUAUAAAAAGCAUCGAGUUUCCAAACAAGUGUCUUUUGAGCGAUCAAAAAAUUGAAAGAAGCGUGAAAACUUGUGGAACUCAAACUAGUUUUAUUCAACUUAGCGAACUAAAAAGUUUGGCGGAACAGUAUAAGUGUAUGGUUCAAAACUGCGAUAAUAAUUUACAAGUAUUCCAAGAAUUUGAUAAACAGGAUGGUUUAACUUCUUCACGCUCGACCUGUAGAAAAAGUUCGAUAGACGAAGACAUUUCUCAGUCAGUAAGCGAUACGAUUAAGCGUUAUCUAAAAAUGGCAAGAAAGAAAAGUGUACAAGGUUCUGACUCAAAUCGAUUUAAGUCAGUUAACUAUGAUCAAAAUCUCAAAAAUAUUAAAGCAAAGGGCGAAAUUAAUCCACCAGCACUCAAUGAUGGAUUGAAUAAGGCUGUACAAACUUUAGAUGCUUGGCCAGUUAUUGCAUUGGAUUUUAUUAAGGGAAACGAAAGUUCUAUAUAUCUGCAAAACGCUCACUUAGAAUGGAUAAGAUCUGAAGAUGAACGAGAACAGAAACAAUUAGAAUGGAACAAAAAACAAAAACAAAUUGAUAAAGAAGAGCAUACUCCUCAUGAAAUCAAUAGGGGAAACGCCUCACAUUAUUCAACCUGCACAUCUGCUCCCACAUCGCCAACCAGCCAUUCCAAGUUGGAAAAAGCUAUAAGGACUUCUAGCGGGUUGCUUUCUUCAAGUUCUCAGUUUAUUUCGAGCAUUUUGCACGGGCAUAGCAGUGCAGGAAGUCAGUACUCGAAUCUUGGGAAUGACUCAGUAAAUAUGCAAAAAUCAAAAUCACUAUCUAAUGUUGGACAAUUUGUAAGUAAAAAAAUUUGGGGAAGUCGUUUCAAAAGCCAAAGUAAACGCAAUUUUUCGAAAGGACUAAAGGAUUUGCCUUCUGUAAAAUGGCAUCCUUCGGACAAUUGUAUAUGGAUUUCCGAAGAUGGCGAAAGGUUUCAAAUUGUUGAUACUUUAUUGAUAAGGCUGUCGAAAAGAGAAACAGAUUUAGUUAAAGAUUUUGCAUUAGAAAAAAUUGAGGAACUAAAUAUUGGAAAUAUUGAUGAUUUGAAAAAAACAUCAAAAAAACGACGUAUCGCUCCGAAAAAAAAAUCUCUGACAACGAGCUUUUUUGAUAUUGGGAAGAAAGAUGACCAAAAUGAACGCGUUGCAUUGUUUGGAACUUCACUGGAAUGUUGCCUAGCAAGAGACAGAAAAGGAAGCGCUAACAUAGAGGACCGAUCAGAGCAUUAUGUUUUUCGGAAAAGCGGUAGUAACCCAGGAAGUGUUAUGAAGCUUAACGACAAUGUGAGGUCAUGUGAAAGUUUGCCUUCUAAAUCCCUGGAAUUCGGAUACAUGGACUCCUCCGACUGUUCUAGUGGUUCUUUUAAUACUAUUCCAAAACCUGCAGCAUCCCUAACUCAGUUUGAAAUUGGAGACACUGAACCAAGUUUUUAUAAGACGUAUCAAGAUCAAUUAAUACUCAUGGUACCAAUGUUUAUAAUUAACUGUAUUGAGUAUUUGGAAGAGAAUGGCUUACAAAAGGUUGGACUUUUUCGAGUAAGCACAUCUAAAAAAAGAGUAAAGCAAUUGCGCGAAGAAUUCGAUAAGAAUUUUAAUUUUAGGAUUUCUGUUGAUACAUGUCCGCAUGAUGUUGCCACCCUACUUAAAGAAUUUCUACGGGACCUUCCAGAACCACUUCUUUGUGACAGACUCUAUUCAACUUUUUUAAAAACACAACGUAUAAGGAACAGACGCUUGCAACUAGAGGCUAUAUCACAUUUAAUUAGAUUACUUCCUAUACCACACAGAGACACGUUGUAUGUCCUACUGGUAUUUCUAGCAAAGGUGGCAGCUCAUAGCGAUGAUAUAUGCUCCACUGACGGCAACUGUUUAUUUGUUGGAAAUAAAAUGGAUAGCAAUAAUCUAGCGACAGUAUUUGCUCCAAAUAUCUUGCGUAGCACACAUUUAACAUAUUUAAGGGACAAAGAGCAAGAAAAUGUGAACGAUGCAAUUAACGUCGUAAGGACCAUGAUCAAUCACUAUGAAGAAAUUUUUAAGAUAUCAGCAGAAUUGCUUGAUGUUAUCUAUACCCGAGUGAUGGAAGCUUGCCCCGAACAGUUAUACGAGUUGAUAUCAAUGAAAUUAAAUGGAUACGAAUGGAACCUAAAUCAAUUAGACGAUCCGCAGCCAAGCAGUUUAGGAGAUGUCAUGUUUGAGCCUGCAGUUCAAGAAAAACGCCUGGAUCAUAUUAAUCAUUUAAAUGGAAAUCAAGAAAAAAAGAAUGUUCUAAAAAAAUCUUCUAAAAGUAGUUUAAUUAAUACAAAGAGAUGUCAAGAAGAAAACUUUGAAAUUUUCACCGCUAGUCUGAAAAUACCUGUGCCGGAAAAAGCGCACAUACAUAGUAAAGAGUCUAUAGAAUGUAGAGAUGAUAAAACGGCACGCCGAAGAAUUUGUCAGCCUCGAAUACCAACAGACAUUACUACAAUGAGUUCAGAUGUCGUCGAACUGGAAAAAAAAACGAAAGCAGCUACAUCAGAUGAUAUCUAUCAAUCAGAAUUGCGGGAAAAGGCCAUUUAUAAGCAGCAGCACUUAAAAUCUAGCACAAGGCCAGUAAAUCAAGGGCUCUAAAAAAUCAUUAUUUAAGACCACUGCAGUCAGCAUGGAAUUCCACGGACAAAAAUUUCACCUUUAAAUGCAAGGAUAAGGGUCUGGCUAUUCACUACGUAAUCAAGUUUUCGGUGAUGAUAGGGUUGCAUUCAAUACUUAAAACAGGAAUUGAAGCGAAAUACAUUUUUGAAUAAAUUCUGUAAAUAAAAAAUAUAUUUAUAAAAUGAUUAUGUAAUCAUUGUGCUAUGAUAAAUGAUAAAUCCAAUAGCAAUGUUUGCAAAUUAAAGAGCUUUUUGAAAAAUAAAUGCAAUAUCUUAA
Drosophila biarmipes is the source of this 4634-nucleotide messenger RNA. It is a transcript of the gene RhoGAP102A, whose product is annotated as rho GTPase-activating protein 6. The transcript has 12 exons. Gene Ontology annotation, biological process: signal transduction. Lineage: Eukaryota; Metazoa; Arthropoda; Insecta; Diptera; Drosophilidae. Bases 603 to 4337 code for a protein of 1244 amino acids. The record is from RefSeq and is a predicted model, not a curated record.